GUGCGUCUCUUAAAAUACAAUAGGCUGAGGGAGGGAAUAGUGAAAUUGCUUGCAUUAUCCAUAAAAUUCCAUGAUCUCUACACUCUCUCCAAGUCUAACUUCCAUUCUUGCUCCCUCUACUCUUACUGCUCUCUACCUCUCUAAUGGCGUCCUCUCUCUCCUCGCCACCCCACUACUUGUCGACUUCACUUACAUCACUUAAACGCCCAUUUCUACCAUCAUCCUUCCCUUCGCCGGUACUUCUCCGGCGAACCUCGCCGGCGAUUUCUCAUCCUUUGGUGAGCUUGAGUUCGAGCUUUUUGGGCAGAAAUUGUAGGAACUUUAGGGAAGGUGUUAUUGUCAGAGCUGAAGAUAAGGCCAGAAGCUCAUCACCUCCGCCACAACUUAAGGAGCUGAUAAAUUCAUCAGUAGAAUGUGAUCCAAUAUGCUCAGUUGAUGAAACAAGUUCCCAAGAUUUCGAAGCCAGUUAUCAGCCAAAGACUGAUUUGCUGAAAGCUCUUGCUAUUUUUGCUGCUGCUUUGACAGGUGCUGUAGCCAUAAAUCAUUCCUGGGUUGCUGCUAAUCAGGAUCUUGCUAUGACAUUGCUAUUUGGAAUAGGAUAUGCCGGGAUCAUAUUUGAGGAAUCUCUGGCUUUCAAUAAAAGUGGAGUAGGUUUAAUCAUGGCAGUAAGCUUGUGGGCUGUAAGAAGCAUAGGGGCUCCAUCUACUGAGGUUGCUUUGUCAGAGCUUGAGCAUGCCACUGCUGAAGUCAGCCAAAUCGUUUUCUUUCUGUUAGGUGCGAUGACAAUCGUCGAAAUAGUUGAUGCUCAUCAAGGAUUUAAGCUUGUCACUGAGAAUAUUACAACGCGUAAACCGCGCACCCUCUUAUGGGUGGUUGGUUUUGUAACCUUUUUUCUGAGUUCAAUUCUUGACAACCUAACAUCUACAAUAGUCAUGGUUUCUUUGCUGAGGAAACUAGUUCCCCCAUCUGAGUACCGCAAGAUUCUUGGGGGUGUUGUUGUCAUAGCUGCAAAUGCUGGGGGUGCUUGGACUCCCAUUGGUGAUGUCACAACUACCAUGCUUUGGAUUCAUGGUCAGAUAUCCACACUGCCCACAAUGAAGGCCUUGUUUAUACCUUCUGCUGUUUCUUUGGCUGUCCCAUUGGCCCUUAUGUCACUUACAAGUGAAGCUAAUGGAAAGGCAACAAAAUCUUCUGGUGUCUUGGCAUCUGAGCAGAUGGCACCUCGAGGGCAGCUUGUUUUUGCAGUAGGUAUUGGUGCUUUGGUCUUUGUUCCUGCGUUCAAAUCCCUUACUGGUCUGCCUCCGUACAUGGGCAUGCUUUUAGGACUUGGUGUUCUCUGGCUAUUAACUGAUGCCAUUCACUAUGGUGAAUCUGAAAGGCAGAGACUGAAAGUACCUCAAGCUUUGUCUCGAAUUGAUACUCAAGGGGCUCUUUUCUUCUUAGGGAUUCUUUUGUCUGUUGCAAGCUUGGAAGCAGCAGGAAUCCUUCGGGAGCUGGCAAAUUACCUUGAUGCUCAUAUACCAAAUGUUGAACUUAUUGCCAGCGCAGUAGGUGUGGUUUCAGCGAUUAUAGAUAAUGUUCCUCUUGUUGCGGCAACAAUGGGAAUGUAUGAUGUAACUUCAUUUCCGCAAGACUCUGAAUUCUGGCAGCUAAUUGCAUAUUGUGCUGGUACUGGUGGCUCCAUGUUAAUUAUAGGAUCUGCAGCCGGAGUUGCCUAUAUGGGCAUGGAAAAGGUUGAUUUUUUUUGGUACUUCAGGAAGGUGAGUGGUUUUGCUUUUGCUGGGUAUGCUGCUGGAAUUGCAGCUUAUUUGGCUAUACAUAACCUUGAUAUCUCCUUGCCUACUACACUCGCUCAUGUCCCGUUCCUGUCCGGAUGAAUUUCUUCCCUAGAAGCCAGCAACUUUGAUAUGCUUGAAGCAAGAACUCGAGCUAGACACAGUCUGGAACCUCUAUUGUUGAAAUUCAAAGCAAUUGUGAAUAAGCAGAGGCACAUAGUAGAUAAUGUUGAUUCUGUUUCCAGGCAACAUUUCACUUCAUGUAUGUAAUUCUUUUGCUAAGUAGAAAUGGGGGUCAGAUGAAUGAGAAUUACGGGAAGCUUCCCAAGCUAUACGUCAAGAGAUUAGCUAGGUUGAUAGGAAAUAAAUCCAGCAUAGCUUGGAUGUUAUUAUGCUUUGAAAACAAAAAUCUUAAAAAAAAAUAACUAUUAUUCUGAUGAUUUUAAGCGUUAAAAGGCUAACGAUAACUAAUAUCGUUCUAGUCGUUCAGUAAUUAUGUUUUGCAAGUUAUAGUGGAUUACAGCUGAAAACUCUGAGUAUACAUUCUUGUUUUGGGAAGGAAAUUGUGGGAAAUCAAACUAUCAUAUAAAAA
This is a messenger RNA of Chenopodium quinoa (quinoa), 2367 nucleotides long. Its product is annotated as sodium/proton antiporter 1-like. Gene Ontology annotation, molecular function: antiporter activity. Gene Ontology annotation, biological process: transmembrane transport; sodium ion transport. The coding region runs from base 144 to 1877 and encodes 577 amino acids. The transcript has 10 exons. Gene Ontology annotation, cellular component: membrane. Lineage: Eukaryota; Viridiplantae; Streptophyta; Magnoliopsida; Caryophyllales; Amaranthaceae. The record is from RefSeq and is a predicted model, not a curated record.